This is a messenger RNA of Chlamydomonas reinhardtii, 6203 nucleotides long. RefSeq lists its product as uncharacterized. Lineage: Eukaryota; Viridiplantae; Chlorophyta; Chlorophyceae; Chlamydomonadales; Chlamydomonadaceae. Gene Ontology annotation, cellular component: mitotic spindle midzone; centrosome; cytoplasmic microtubule. The transcript has 13 exons. Gene Ontology annotation, biological process: mitotic spindle midzone assembly; cytoplasmic microtubule organization; positive regulation of cytokinesis. Bases 220 to 5814 code for a protein of 1864 amino acids. Gene Ontology annotation, molecular function: microtubule binding. The record is from RefSeq and is a predicted model, not a curated record.
CACAAACUGCGUCUGCAGCACCUACAUAGAGAGGGCUGGCAACGGUUGCCGUGCUGCAGCCCAGUAAACCUGCAAGCCAAAGUCUUACGUACCCACAAUCUCAAUCAUGCAGCUGUGUAGCAUAAGGCAAGGUACCUGAAUUGGGGCCUUGCAAAAGACCAAUCGUCGCCAGCAGCACAGUCUUUGCCAGCAGCGACACUGCUGCCGUAGUGUGUCGCGAUGGAUUACUUCAACUUUGAAGUUUUUGUGCAUGCGCUGGAGUUUGCGGACCCAGCUUUCGUGGAAGCAACCGCUGGGCCAGCGCUCAGCGGCGAUUUCCCGUCGGCAUGCCCCUACGCGGUUGCGUUCAACCUGCUGGACUACCCAAUUUUACUCGUGUACGCGAAACAGCCAAUGCUGGACACAUCGGCGGCGUGGCCUCCACCGCCAGUCGACUUAAUUGAUUUCCAGAGCGGCAAGGCUUGCAUGCUCCAGGCCGACGCCGAGGAGCUGCAGUUCCUGGUCGAGCAGACGCCCCUCUACGUCUCUCUAUUCCAUGUCAAGACGCUGCCCAAACCCACCAUGCUCGCGGCGGGCCACACGCCGCUGCUCAUCACACCCGCCCCCAUCCCCCACGCCCCCGCCUCGGCCCCAGCCCUCCCUGCCGGUAACCACUUCUUAACCGACAUGCUCAGCCCGGGUGCCCGACCCACGCCACACGCGCCUGCCGCCGCCGCCGCCGCCUUGGCGGCGGCGCCGCCGACGGCGCUGGCAGCCGCCGCCGUACGGCAGGUGACGGUGCACAGCCCGGGGGGUCUGGAGGUGGGUGUGCUGCACGUGAGCGUGCGGCUGACGCACUACGGCGCACGCGUGCCGCCGCUGUCCAGCCUCACCAUCCUGCCACAGCAGCUCACCUACAGCCGUGCAGCCGCAGCUGCUGCCGGCGUCGACGGCACCGGGCCCAACACCGCUGCGGGCAUGGGUUCGGGGUGGGGCUGGGGUGCAGGCGGCGCGUCGGUUUCGCUGAGUGGAGGAGCGGGGCCUUUGGGUGCGGGAGCGGAUGCCACAUUAACACUGGGCGCGGGCCUGGGCGCGGGCGCCGCUGGAACGGCGGUGGUCGUUCCCACACACCUGCAGCAGCAGCAGCAGCAGCAGCAGCAGCAGGGGACGCUGACGGCGGAGUCGGUGGCUGCGGCGGCGGCUGGCGCGGCGAAGCUCCGGCGGCAGCGCGCGGCGGCGGUGGUGGCAACGGCGCGUGCACCUCCGCCGCCUCCGCCGCUCUUCUUUGCAAACGACCCGCUGCUUGCCAACCAGCCGCAAGCCUUCCUGCAGCGGGCGCAAGAGGCGGUGGCAAAGCAGCGGGAAGCGUACGCCGCAGCCGUUGCGGCGGCGGGGCCGCCGCCGCCGGCACCAGCCGCCGCCGCCGCCGGCCGGCGGCUGCCAACGGGCCGAGCGGCGACCACGGCGGAGCUGAUGGCAGCUGAGGAGUUGUACGAGGCGGAGCGGUUGGCGGCGGAGAGGGCGGCGGAGGAGGAGUUGGACAGCGCGGAGGAGUGGGAGAUGGAGCGGGAGGAGGAGCGGCGGCGGCGGGAUCGGCGGCGCGAGCGGCAGCUGCGGGCGGCGGAGGCGGCCGUGCCCGGUACGGCGCUACUGCAGGCGCUGUUUAUGCCGGGAGCUGGCGGCGGCGGCGGCUCGGCGGCGGCGGGAAAGGGGCUGACGGAACGGCAGAAGCGCGCCAUUGACCGAGCGACGCGGCCGUACGCGGCUGUGCUGUCGGCACACGAGGCUUUGCGGGAGGGGCGGCACGAGGGGAGGGGAGGGUCGGGCAGGGUGGCGGUGGCGGAUGGCGGCAGCGGCAGCGGCGCACGGCGGCCGGGCACUGCACCGUCGCCGGGAGUAGCAGCAGCAGCAGCAGCAGCAGCACAUGGCGGCGGGAAGGGCGGGUUGGUAAGGGAGAAGGUGGGUGUGGGGAGCGGCACGCUGGCUGCGAUUGCCAAGGCAGGGCCCUCUAGUGCGGCCAAGACGCCGGCGACGGCGCUUCGUGUGGCCUGGGCCGCGGACACGACCGCCUCCGCAGGUUCCGACAACACCGGGCCCCGCCGCAGCGGCGGCGUCGUAGGCGCGUCGCCGGGCCGCAUUCCGGCAUACCGGCCGGAGCAGCGGGCGAAGGCCAUUGGAGCCGCCACAGCUGCAAGGCGGCCGGGCACGGCAGCAACAAGGACCACAACAGUGACCGUCACCGCUGGCGGCAUGCGGUCGGCAACGACGACGACGGCGGGGGCUCGGGAUGGCGCCCGGCCAAACAGCGCAGGCCGUACGCGGGGUGUCGGCCGCUCGCCGCCGCGCCCACGCAGCGCCAGUCCUCGUAAGAGGGCGGCGGCGGCGGCGGCGGGAGCCAAGCCGGCGGCGGGCGGCCCGGCGGCGCGGCAGCAGCUGGCAUUUUCAGGCCGGAGCCCGUCGCCGCGGCGGCGGAAGGCGGCGGCGGCGGCAGUGGGCGCAUCGCCACCACGGCGGACACGAGGCAAAGGCAAAUCUGGAUCUAAGUCGCCACGACGGCGGCGUAUGGCCAACGCCAAUGGCGGCGGCGCCGCCGACGCGGCGGCGGCAGAAGAUCUGGAAGACGACUUGGCGGCGCAACUUGACGCCGACGGCGGCCGCGGUGCCGGCGGCGACGGUCCCGGUGGUGAUGAUGAGGCGGCGGCGCUUGAGGCGAGUGCAGAGGUGGAGGAGCGCGGGGAGGGAGAGCGCGGGUACGAGGAGGAGGGGGUGGUUUCGGAGGCGGAGCGGAACAGGCGGCGCUGGAGCGACGACGUUGCCUCUCCCGAGCUGCCACCCCGGUCCCGGCGGGGCGGGCAACCGCACCACAACCAUCACCACCACCGCCAACACCACUCCGAGGACCAAUCCUCGUUGGACAACUCCAGCAUAUCAACCACCUCAUCCGAGUACGCGGCACAGGCGGCGGCGGCGCGAGUUGCCGCCGCGGCGGCGGCCGCCGCCAUGGCUGGCGGCGGCGGCGGGCUGCUCGGCAGCAAAGGCGCCGCCGCCGCGGCCGCCGCCGCUGGCGGCGGCGGCGGCAACAGCGUCUACCAGAUGAGCUCGGUUCUCAUGUGGGAGGUCAUGAGCUUAGUCACGAUGCGCACGGUGCUUAGUCAGGCACUGAGCGCGAUGGGCGGCCAGAUGAGCGGAAUGGCGGCGCAGGUGGCGGCGCAGGCGGCGGCGCAGGCCAUGUCCAGUGUACAGCCCUUCAUGGCGGCGCCAGUGGCGGGCGCCGUACCGCCACCCGGCAUGAUGCCGUACAUGAUGAACCCACAGAUGAUGGCGAACAUGCCCCCCGGCAUGCCCGUCUACUUCCCGCCCGGCCAGGCGCCCACCCAACCCCAACAGCAGCAGCCGCAGCCCGGCAUGGGCACCACCCAGUCCUACUGGCCCGGCUACCCGCCGCCCACCGCACCCACCUCCUACGCGCAGCAGCACGAGCUGGCCAAGGCGGAUGCGGGGGCGGCGGCGGCGGCGGCGGCGGCAGCAGGGGGCCGCGGCAGCCAGCGCCCCUCGCGGCGCUCGUCCAGGCGCUCCUCUGCGCCGUCAGAGGUGUCCUCCGAACCCAGUGGAGGCCCGCGCGCGUUCGGGCGGCUGCAGUCCUUCGCGGUGCGGCCCGCGCCGCCUAAGCCGCCGCCGGCGCCCGCCGCUCGCAGCUCUGCCGGGGCCUCCUCCGUAUCUGACGACGAAGCCUACAGCGAGGAAUUCAUGUCGGCAUCCUCCACAGGCACAACCUCGCCACGCAAAGCCCGCACCGGCGCAUCGCGACCGGUCUCCCGCCGCGUCAGCGAGGCCGCGGGCUCGGAGAUACCCGACGAAGACGACUGGGGCGCGUCCACGUCCGGGGGCGGCGCCGCCGGCUCUCCGGGCGGCUGGGUCAAGGAAACGGUGCGGACCGGCUUCAGCCCGCCCGCCGCCGCCAGCAGCAGGCCGGCCACACAGCAGACGACGGCGGCGGCGGCGUCCAAAAUGUCUUCGGACUCGUACAGUGUGGAUGAGUACGACGACGACUUCGAGGCGGAUGAGGGACUGAACGCCACGGGUCGCAGCGGCCGGGGGGCGGCGGCGUCUCGCGCCACCAGCCGCCGCACGCUGCACACGGAGCGGAGCGAGGUGGUGGAGGAGGACAGUUUGCUCAUGGACGUGGACGAGGACGAGCGGGAGGGCCGCACGCCCGCCGCCAGCGCGCCCGCCACCGGCACCGGCAUCCUGCGCCCCACCAGCUCGUCCGUGGUGGACGACACGCCCGGCCCACAUGGCGGCGGCGGCGGCGGCCAGCGGCGAGUGGAGCGCACCAAGAGCAAGGUUGCGUUCGUGAUGCCCGAGGAGCUGGCCAAACUGCACAAGACCAUGCAGCGGCACAGCAACAGCACCGUGACCCUCAGCGACCCGCCCAGCAGCGAGCCCAGCAGCACACUGGGGCCGCUGCCCGGCGGCAUGGGCGCCAAGAAGAGGAGCGAGGUGUUUGAGCAGGAGGUGCUGGCGGUGGACCCGGAGGAGACCGCCGACACACUGCUGCUGUCCGACAUGGACGACCUGCUGGCGUCGGCGGACAUGAGGGCCAGCGCCAACUCGGCGCUGUCCGAUGUGCCGCCCCGGGCCUCUGCCGCCGCGGCCACGGCCACCACGUCCUCCGCCCGGCCCGCCUCCAUGCGGGACCACCGCCAGGAGUCCGCCGCAUCCGACUACUCGGCGCUGUUCAGCUCCAUGGCAGACAGCGACGACGAAAAGCACAAACCCAAACAGCAGCAACAGCAGCAGCCAACCAAGCCGCCGCUGCCGCCCGGCGGCGCCGCCGCCGCGGCUGCAGCUACAGCCUCCGGCGGCCGUGGCCGCGCCACGGUGGCUGCGGAGCGGUCCCUGGGCGGCAGUAGCUCCUUCCUCAGUGACGACAGCGAUCUGUUCAGUGAUGAGGGCACCAAAGCAGAGGCGCGCCGAGCCGCAGGCCGCGCGCCGCCACCUCCUCCAGUGGCUGAGGCCUCGUCGCCGCUGUUCAGCUCCGCCUCCUCCCUGGAUUCCUCCGCGCCCUCCAUCAACAUUGUGGGCAGCGGCGUGGGGCUCGGCAAGGCCAGCAAAGCAGCCGCCAAGUCCGGCGGCGGCGGCGGUGGUGGAGGCGGCGCCCAACGGAUGCUGAUGCACCAGAGCAGCUCCAUGUCAAUCUCGGGCCUGGGCAGGUCGUCUGCGGAGCUGCCGUCGGCUGCGCAGCGGCAGCGCUCCCGGGUGAUGCGCAACCAGGCCAGCAGCAUCAGCUACGGAGCAGAGAGUCUGGAGAUUGAGCACAGCGAGGACGGCGGCGGCGGCGGCGGCGGCCGCCGCGCCGCCGCCACUGGCGACGUUGACCCAGAUGAGUAUGAAGUGGACUUUGAUGACGACGACAUCGACCUGGAUGAUGAUGAGAUUGCGGUUGGGCUGUCAUCAAACAAGCCAGUGUCGUCGGCGGCCAGUGGCCGGCCAAACACGCGACAUGGUGGCGGCGGUGCGGCGGUGGCGGCGCCGCCGCCGCCGCCGCCGGCUCGUCCAACGUACGGACAAAAGGGCACGGAUCUGGAUGAGACGCUGGAUCUGUUGGAUGCCAUUGACGCGCUGAGCAGUGAUGGCGAGGGCGGCGGGGGAAGAGGUGGGGGUGGUGGCGGCGGGUACGGAGGUGGCGGCGGGUAUGGUGGCGGCGGCGGGUAUGGUGGCGGCGGCGGGUAUGGUGAUGGGGGCUACGCGAGUGGUGGGUACGCGAGUGGUGGGUACGGUGGCGGUGGCGGCGGUGGCUAUGGUCGUGGCGGGGGGUAUGGGGGAUACUACUAGUAGAGACUGUAGGCGUUAGACUUCCUUAAGCACACAAGUGGACUGCUGAACUGUUGAGUACUUGGACCAUAUAUGAUUGAGUGGAGACCUGCUUGGCCACCUGUUCAAGUCAAGCCAGGCUGGGCAGCACGAGCAGGGCUUGCAUGCAUGGUGGCCAUUGGAUUCCGUUGUGAAUCGAAAUGAAGCGGACGUUGUGCCGUGUGCACAUCAGGGCGAAGAAGCUCAUGAACGUGCAGUUUGGCAGUGCAACAUGAACGGACCUGUGAUUGAAGCAUGCUUGCAGAAGUGCUCCCAAACCACCGAGACCACACACAGGGUCUGCGUUCGCGUGGGAUGCGCCGCCCUGGUGGGGCCCGCCAGGUCCCGCCAGGUCGCCAUUUGCUUAAACA